Dunckerocampus dactyliophorus (ringed pipefish) is the source of this 2699-nucleotide messenger RNA. RefSeq names its product signal peptide peptidase 3 (gene sppl3). The transcript is spliced from 11 exons. Gene Ontology annotation, cellular component: lumenal side of endoplasmic reticulum membrane; Golgi-associated vesicle membrane; cytoplasmic side of endoplasmic reticulum membrane. Lineage: Eukaryota; Metazoa; Chordata; Actinopteri; Syngnathiformes; Syngnathidae. Gene Ontology annotation, molecular function: aspartic endopeptidase activity, intramembrane cleaving. The record is from RefSeq and is a predicted model, not a curated record. Gene Ontology annotation, biological process: membrane protein proteolysis. Bases 446 to 1591 code for a protein of 381 amino acids.
GCUCCCGCGGCUCUAGUCACAUACAAAGCCAAACGUCUUCCAUAACAGCGAGGGCUGCAGACUUCUUUACCCGGGCACCAUCGCGCUUAAUAUGGAUUUACUGUGGGUGUAACAUCGCUGGAGACCAAGCCUUCUCGGCUGGGGUGACGGCAGGACAUUAAGCAGCAUAAAUAACAACAGUGUUUUUCCUUUUUGUUAGAGCUUUGCUUUGUCUUGUCCACCAACCCAUCACUGCCGUUGAAAGUGCACGACAUUCGGCUAGUGUGGCUCGGCUUAGCUGCCGUCCGCCGUCGAGAUGCAUCACCAUGUUGUCACCGACAAGUAGCUACUAGGAUUGCAAGGGAGGAAAAAAGCUUGAAAGCACCCCCCACACUUUCAACCCGAGGACCCCAGCGGGUCGUCACGGAGAUCCGAGUCCGUGUGAGAGGCCACUGUUGUCGGCGAUAUGGCGGAGCAAGGCUACUCAUCCUGGGCGUACUCUUUAGUCGACUCCAGCCAGGUGUCCACCUUCCUCAUCUCCAUCCUUCUCAUCGUCUAUGGCAGCUUCAGGUCAUUAAACAUGGAUUGUGAGAACCAAGAGAAGGACAAAGAUGGCAACACCACAACAGGUUCCUUCAACAACAGCAACACCAAUAACAGUAUCCAGACUAUAGAUUCGACACAGGCGCUCUUCUUACCCAUAGGCGCCUCUGUGUCUCUGCUAGUCAUGUUCUUCUUCUUUGACUCAGUCCAGGUGGUCUUCACCAUCUGCACAGCAGUGCUCGCUACAAUUGCUUUUGCUUUCCUCUUGUUGCCAAUGUGCCAGUAUCUGACCAGACCCUGCUCCCCACAGAACAAGAUUUCAUUUGGCUGCUGUGGCCGCUUCACUCUGGCCGAGCUCCUGUCCUUCUCCCUCUCCGUCAUGUUGGUGCUCAUCUGGGUGCUGACUGGACACUGGCUGCUCAUGGACGCGUUAGCCAUGGGGCUGUGCGUGGCGAUGAUAGCCUUUGUGCGGCUCCCCAGUCUGAAGGUGUCGUGCCUGCUGCUGUCAGGGUUGCUCAUUUAUGACGUGUUCUGGGUUUUCUUCUCAGCCUACAUCUUCAAUAGCAACGUGAUGGUCAAAGUCGCCACGCAGCCUGCUGAGAAUCCCAUUGACGUCUUGUCCAGGAAACUGCACCUAGGGCCAGGGAUGGGCCGCGACGUCCCACGCCUCUCCUUACCCGGAAAACUGGUCUUUCCCAGCUCCACAGGAAGUCACUUCUCCAUGCUGGGAAUUGGAGACAUCGUGAUGCCCGGGUUGCUCCUAUGCUUCGUCCUGCGCUACGACAACUACAAGAAGCAAGCGACCGGCGAGGGCACAGGGCUCGGGAACAUGUCGGGCCGCAUGCAGCGAGUCUCCUAUUUCCACUGUACUCUCAUCGGAUACUUUGUGGGUCUGCUGACGGCCACUGUGGCUUCCAGGAUCCAUCGCGCUGCUCAGCCUGCUCUGCUUUACCUGGUGCCCUUCACCCUGCUGCCUCUGCUCACCAUGGCCUACCUGAAGGGGGAUUUGCGGCGCAUGUGGUCCGAGCCCUUCCACGCCAAGCCCAGUUCCCGCUUCCUGGAGGUAUGAUGCACCCGACCAGUAAGCGGCCAGCACACCGGGGGAAGGGGUAGGGUUAGAGGACAGCGAACCCCAACCACCACGCACCACGUCCAUGGAUGAGCGGGGAGGGGGAGUAUUAAACAGGGGGCGCACCCUCACAGUGAGGCCAUGUCGUCAUCACUCGUUCAUGCUUUCCGCCAGACAAGGACACCAGUGUGUGUGUGUGUGUGUGUGGAUGCCCCCGUUUUUUUUUAAUCUCUGCAUUAUUGCCACCCCCUCCUCAUCUAGAUGAGAUCACACGACCCCCGACCCCCUCUUCCUUUGUGGACUUGCAGUUGUGAGAGGGUGUCAUUUUUUUUAGCAUUGUUGUGAUCUUUACUCUUGACAACUCUUGACAUCAUUUAUUGUUAUUAUAUUUUUAUUAUUAUUAUUUUGGACUGAUGUAAACAAGCUUGCCAUGGAAAUGGGAGGGGCCACCCCUAACACACGCAUACACACACCUCAUCUCAUUUCCAUGACUCCCUCCUCUCCAAACAAUGUAUUUUAUUUAGAAAGGUUUUAUUCUCUCUGCUUAUACAGAAAUGAUGCAUUAUUAAGACCCCCCCCACCCCCAUUUCUCCCCUCACACAUUGGGGGGGGGGACGCUUCUAUUUGUAUAUAUGUGUACACAUGUAUUUGCAAUAUAUUGAGUUUGUAUUUGUGUUUUGAGAGCAUGAUGAACAGGUGGUGAAAACUUAACUAGCCAGUGGACCUCUGAAUUGUCGGUUUGUGUCGUAGAAACACAGCUUUGUUUUUUUUUUUUAUGGGGAGGAAAAUAAUCCAUUGUCAGCGGUCGCUUGAUGGCAGAGUUAAGUUUCCUGCUCCUGUGAUAAAAUGUGUGAAUGACUGAAUGAGAGAUGUGUUUUAUUUGUUUUUUUAAUUUGGAAUGACUGCGACAAUAGUCAGGUUUGCAUCAAUGUGGGCUGACUCUAAAAGUUGAUUGUGUGUAUGUGUGUGUGUGUGUGUGUGUGUAAACUUGUGUAUAAUAUGUGCUAAGUCAUUUUCAAAUAGGCGGGGACAGACAGGUGGAAAUGUAAACAGUGUUUUUUUUUUAAUUAUAUUUUCUGUUUUUUUUUUGUUUUUUUUUCCAAAUAAA